GGAUGGUCAUAUUGAACACAGCUCGUCGCAGCGGAUUGGGAGAAAGGUAUAACUAACAGUCUACAUGCAACUGCAAUAGGAGUGGUCAAUGCGAUCUUCGACGGCGCAUGUCUCGUCAAUCUGAUCCAUGAUCUGCCCUCUUAUUCAUCUAUGGAUGACCUCGGGGAGAUGUUCCAGACAUACUUUGAGAAGCGAUAUCCGGCAGCCCGGAUCGCGAUCGAGGGCAGCAGCCAGUUUGCAAGGCUCUUUAAUGAUCAGUCUCAAGUCGAGGAAGAUGGUCGUGUGGUCAUGUUUAACAGCGUCCCACGGUGGUUACAGCGAUGGACAUUAGACAGGACGAAGCGGGUCGACCCAAAGCUGGAUUUCGUUCUUUCAAAAAUGUCGCGAUCGCCCUCGCUACAUUCGUUUUCGACAGUCCUUGAUGGCGUCAGUCCGUAUGAGGAAGGAGAUGCCGUGCUCACGAAUCGAUUGUCGACGCGGAGAAGGCGCACUGGUGACGUGGACGCUCUGUUCCAGUCGGACGAAGAAUCAUCGCAGGAAGAGUUCAAAGAAAAGGUCGAUAUAGAUUCUGGCUUGGGCGAUGAAAUCUUUAGAGGAAGGACAAUGGAGAUCCAGCACAGCGCUACGGUUCUUGAAUAGAAUUAUGACGCAAGGGUUGUCCUGCGCGAUGUGCAUGUUUAUUUGCUGUUUUUAAAAACUAUACGUUCUGCGACCGACGCGUUGUUACUAUCGAUCU
Messenger RNA from Gamsiella multidivaricata, 736 nucleotides. RefSeq lists its product as uncharacterized. The coding region runs from base 151 to 639 and encodes 162 amino acids. The record is from RefSeq and is a predicted model, not a curated record. The transcript has 2 exons. Lineage: Eukaryota; Fungi; Mortierellomycota; Mortierellomycetes; Mortierellales; Mortierellaceae.